This is a messenger RNA of Rhododendron vialii, 2252 nucleotides long. RefSeq names its product mitochondrial metalloendopeptidase OMA1-like. The record is from RefSeq and is a predicted model, not a curated record. Bases 808 to 1779 code for a protein of 323 amino acids. Gene Ontology annotation, molecular function: metalloendopeptidase activity. Gene Ontology annotation, cellular component: membrane. Lineage: Eukaryota; Viridiplantae; Streptophyta; Magnoliopsida; Ericales; Ericaceae. The transcript is spliced from 3 exons.
CGAAUCCCCCUCCUCAUCCCCUACCUUCGACCAAUUGGUUCACACGUCGAAAAGCUCAACGGAGCGACACCACUCAGAUUCACUAAUUUCCUAACGUCAACCCACAUUUCACCUACCAUCGACGUCCACCAUUAACGUUCACCUGCUACCAUCAACGCCGACCACCGCCAAAUUUGAUAUCAAAAUGGGUGAAAUCUGCUACAAAAUUUGGUAUUGGGUGAAAUCGACGUUGGAAAUAGCCGCCAACGACCACCAAAAGAAAAUUUGUUUGUAACUAUGUUAUUCGUAUUCACUUGUUUUCUAGGUUAGAUUGUUCUACGGAGUAUUAAAUUUCUGCCUUAGAUACUCAAUUGACAGUUCGUUCUCUAUUUCUGGAGAGUUUGGCUGUUGGAAUUAUGUUUUCAAUUUCUUGAUUAGGGUUCUUUUCUCCAACUGUGGUCUGGGUUGAUAAGAGAAAGGACGUGGUGGUGGUGGUAGAGGAACAGAGGAAAGGAAGGAGAUGGGGAAUUAAGCAGGGAGGUGGAGAAUUUGGGGGAGAGAAAAACAGGAAUUCAUUCGGCAGAGAGAGAGAGAGGAGAGAUUCGGUGUAGUUAUCUAUGCAUUUUUUGUGUUGUGGACAGGUGUCAUCUUUCUAGCACUAGGACAGAGGAUCCGCGCCGCUUCUCUCUCUCUCUCUCUCUCUCUCUCUCUCUCUCUCUCUGCGGCCCACUUCUUCCGGCAUCCCGACCUUUCCGCGGGAAUACUCGGCGGGCCCCGUCACCACAACAAUCCACCACCGACUAUAUUCUCUUCCUUCAGAAAAACAAGAUGAAAAAAUACUUGUUAUUAGCAUUGCACAAAGUCAAGGUUCAGUUAUUCCCAGGUUUAACAAAUGCCCGUUAUACAGGAGGGUCUAACAUAGGUGAAACCUAUGUAUCUAUGUGGAAGCAGUUGCUCCAAUACCCUAAAACUCAACUAUUCCGCUCGAGUGUCUCUGUCACCCUCCGUAGCACUCGGUUGGAGAGGAUUCCUUAUUCCGAGCGAUACCAUUGGGUUCUUGGACCAUCUGAGGUGUCUGAAUCGUUCGAAAGAAAUGUGGGAGAUAGGACGUUAAAGGUGUUGAAGGAGGGCUGCAAAGGUUCCAUUCUGCCUCCAAACAACACUCAAAGCAUUCGUGUGAAAUCGAUAUUGGAAGAGAUAGUUCAGGCAAUGCACAGUGGAUUAAGGCUGCCUAACGGCGGAAGAUGGAGUACCAGAUUCGAUGCACAACAUUUGGAUGGAUUGAAAUGGGAAGUGGUGGUGGUGGAUUCAGAAGAUGGUGAUGGUACUUGGUAUCUCACUAAUGGUACCAUUGUGGUGUUUACGAGGUUUCUUGAAAGACUCCAAUCAGAUGCAGAGGUAGCAGCCAUCCUUGGUCAUGAGGUUGGGCAUGGAGUAGCUCGGCAUGCCUUGGAACAUCUAACGAGGUGUUUCCGUACUAUCGCCACCCUGCCACUGCUCAUGUGUAUACCCUACUCUGAAAUACCAGUCGCCCUUGUGUUUAAUUUUAUCUCCCGGAGGAGAGAAAUGGAAGCAGACUACAUUGGGUUGAUGUUAAUGGCCUCAGCUGGGUAUGACCCACAGUUGGUGCCACCGCUUUAUGAGUCACGGCUUGACAUUUUACCCUAUCGUGGCAUAUUUGCAAGUCAUCCACCUGGGCAUAAGAGAGCAAAGAAGCUGAAGGAACCUAAGGUGAUGGAACAAGCUGUGGCCAUAUACAGAGACGUCACGAGUGGCCUUGGGGUCAGAAGUUUCAUUUAGGAGACACUAUUGCUUACUAUGGAGGAAGAGUACAUACAUCUGAUUGGCAUAUGCCUAAUUUCAAGCAACAGAGCAAGUGUUUAUCUGCGUAGUUUUCUCUGACCUUUUUUUUACUAGGAGUUUAUUAUGUAGUUAGGAUAGUGUCUUUUCUUAACCUUCGAGAUGACAGCUAGUAAGGAAGUGCCUCAUCCAAUUGAUCUUUGGCGGUCAAGAAGAAGAAUACAUUCUUCAGUCAUUGUCGUUAAGAGUGUUUGCAGAUUAUCAGCUAGUUAGGGUUGGGUUUCUAGUGUCGCUGAUUUUUAGGUACUUUGUUGCGACUUCUUAUAUGGGUGUAUGUUGAUUGUUGAGAUUCUGUAGAGAAAUCCAUAUGGUCACAUCUAGAGUCCUUGACAAGUUUGAUCAAUCUUGUAAUCAGUUCCAAAUUUUCAAUUGGUAAAUAUAGCACUUUUUGAUUGUGUACAUAACUAGAUAUA